AUCGUGUGCGCAGUGCAUGCGCAGUGACAGCCUGCGUGUUUGCAGCGCAGCCAUCGUCAGAAGCCGAAUAACGGAGUGCAGGGAGUGUUGAGACAGCGGCGAGCUGACGGAGCAGCAAACACAGCGGGACGUUUCACUGAGCCUCAGAUGAUGACGUGACCUGACACCUGCACAGGUGUGGCUGCCUCAGCUGUCAGUGAUGGAGGACCUGUGGUGUGUGGCUGCAGGUGUUUUCCAGGUGUGGAUGUUUGUGGUGGUGUUUCUCAUCAUGCUGCCCGCCAUGUUUGGCCUCUCUCUGGGGGUCACAGGCGUCUACAUCCAGAUCCUCGUCAGAAUCCUGGAGUGGGCCACGUUACGGAUCCAGAGAGGACGGCAGGAGCGGCCCAGCGUGCCGGUGCCUCUGCCCAAUGGGAUCAUUGAGCGAGCGGGGGGCUCGAUGCAGGAAGAGAUGGGGCCACUGCAGAGCUCUCGGUCCCUGUCCGGCAGGGAGUUUGCUCUGAGUGACGCCUUCUACUUCUGCAAGAAGGGUUUGGAGAGCAUCGUGGACGACCAGGUGACGCAGCGCUUUUCCUCCGAGGAGCUGGCCUCCUGGAACCUCCUCACCAGAACCAACCAGAACUUCCGCUACAUCAGCCUCCGCCUCACCGUCAUCUGGGGCUUCGGGGUCUUCGUCCGUUACUGCGUCCUCUUCCCUCUCAGGAUUACCUUGGCCAUCAUUGGCCUCUCAUGGCUUGUGAUCGGAACAGUUCUGGUCGGAUUUCUGCCUGAGAGCAGUGUGAAGAACUGGCUGAGCGAGCUCGUCCAUCUGACCUGCUACAGGAUCUGUGCCAGAGGACUGUCCGCCACCAUCCAGUACCACAACAGAGAGAAUAAGCCUCAGAAAGGGGGAAUCUGUGUAGCCAAUCACACCUCUCCGAUCGACGUCGUGAUCCUGGCCAAUGACGGCUGCUAUGCCAUGGUGGGUCAGAUCCACGGAGGUCUGAUGGGGGUCAUCCAGAGGUCGAUGGUGAAGUCAUGCCCGCAUGUUUGGUUCGAGAGGUCGGAGAUGAAAGACCGACACGCCGUGACCAGCAGGCUCAGAGCUCACGUUGCUGCCAAGACCAAACUUCCCAUCCUGAUAUUUCCUGAAGGAACCUGCAUCAACAACACGUCCGUCAUGAUGUUCAAGAAGGGAAGCUUUGAGAUCGGAGGGACGAUUUAUCCGGUCACAAUCAAAUACGACCCGCGCUUCGGUGAUGCGUUCUGGAACAGCAGUAAAUACAACAUGGUCAGCUACCUGCUGCGGAUGAUGACCAGCUGGGCCAUUGUGGUCAACGUGUGGUACCUCCCUCCAAUGACCAGACAGAACGGUGAAGAUGCAGCUCAGUUUGCAAACAGAGUGAAAUCUGCCAUCGCUGAUCAGGGAGGACUGCUGGACCUGGCAUGGGACGGAGGACUGAAGAGAGGAAAAGUGAAGGACUGGUAUAAAGAGGAGCAGCAGAAGAUGUACAGCAGCAUCAUCGUGGGACAGAACGGCUUCAACUCACCGGCACCCUGCAGCGGCCCGGAGCAGCAGUGAUACCGGUCCUGCUGGUGGUUCUGGACAAUCGAUACCCAGCCACAUGUGGACUGGAUGAACUCUGAUCGACUCUUUUAAACUUUCAAAGUCUCAUUUUACGGUUUAAAACGACAUCAACUCUAUAUUUUAAUCUUUUUUAAAGUGGCGUGUGUGUAGGAGUGUGUGUCCACCAGCAGGAGGCAGUGCAGGACAACACAGCAGUCCUCUUCUUCCUCUUCCUCUUCCUCUUCCUCUGCCUGUCAUUAUUGUAAAUGUCUCUGUGUUUUAAACCAGCUGCUGUGUGGAUCUGAUGACUGAAACAAAAUGUUAAUGACUGUAAAAAAAUCUUCAUUCACAUUUCGGUUCUCUUUGUUACGUUGUGACAUCAGAGAUACAGACGAAUCUGAAAAUGAUGACGGAGGAGAAGAAAUAUCUGUUCUUCACUCCUGCAGGGACUUUUACUGCCUGACAUUUUCAUCAGCAGACGUCAUGUUAUAUUUUAUACUGAUUGAAACGACUUCAGGGUUGUUACAGCUUCUGUGUCUGUCUGAAGAGAAAAACAACAAUCAUGAGAUUCAUCAUUAAAUACAUGAAUCUGAAAAAACACAUACACUCGUUUUCAUUCAAAACAGCAAACUUAAUGUAAAACUUUGUAUUUUACAAAAAAAUUAUAUAAUAUAAUAAAAUAUAUAUACACAAA
This is a messenger RNA of Acanthopagrus latus (yellowfin seabream), 2237 nucleotides long. It is a transcript of the gene gpat3, whose product is annotated as glycerol-3-phosphate acyltransferase 3. Lineage: Eukaryota; Metazoa; Chordata; Actinopteri; Spariformes; Sparidae. The coding region runs from base 200 to 1558 and encodes 452 amino acids. The transcript is spliced from 13 exons. Gene Ontology annotation, molecular function: glycerol-3-phosphate O-acyltransferase activity. Gene Ontology annotation, biological process: triglyceride biosynthetic process. Gene Ontology annotation, cellular component: endoplasmic reticulum. The record is from RefSeq and is a predicted model, not a curated record.